CACAUUUCGUGCCGAGCAGCACGAAACAAGCGGGUCCGAGCGUUUGACGUGAUUAGGCAAAAAGCACAUGGUCGCUCGAUGGGAGUUGGGCGGGGAUCCAUGCAAGUUCAGGCAGGAUGCAGAUCAAGCCAACAGAAUCAAGGGGGGAGACAGCUGUCGAUGAUAUCUCAAGUCAGGCGUGGUCGCGCAAAGAAUCUUGAGAGGGUGCGUAAACGCGAUUAUCAUGUUCUCAAUUGCUGUCAUUGGACGCUUGCCGAGAGUGAAUCAAGUGCAUAUCCUGUUCCUGCACGAACAGAAAUCGUCCAGGUUCCCUCUCGCCCUUCCUUUCCUCGUGCAUACCAUCUCGGCCAUUCGGGAAGAGUUCUAGCGAGAAAAACACACACAGCAGAGUGCCAUCAAACACCGCCACAUCGGAAAACUAGGGAAUUCUGCUUGUACACUGCCCUCUUCAACAUGUUCCGCCCUAGAAGAUGGUAUAAGUGGGACCGCGAAAGUGCAGCAUACUGCAUUCUCUCUUCUCUCGACGUCGCACCGCGCCGGCAGAGUAAACUGGAAAGUCAAGCGCUGACCCGGGCGUGGGAAACCCAGAGCUGGCUUUAGAUAACUCUGCUACGUCUUCGAGUUGACCGUCCGUGCUUCUUGUCUCCCGGCAUCAUCAUGGCUCAAAAUCCCUAUAAUAACGCGCAAUGGGGAGAUCAGUACUCUGACCCAUCCCAGCCCCGGAUCCAGCUUGAGCAGGAGUUCGAGUAUUCGCUACCCCAGCAGUCACACUCCGGUCCAAGCUUCCAGCCCAACUUCCAGUUCGGCAAUGGCAGCAGUUUACAAAACUCAUUCGCCCAGUCCCAGGCUCGCAGUUCAUCAUACCCUCGUCCCAGUCACAGUCCGUCCGGCUCGGUCGAUCGCUCUCAUUUCAUCGGUGUCUCGACCCCUCAACAACACCUCAGCAGCUUCUCCUUUGAUAACCAAGCCUCCGGUUUCUUGAAUCCAGAGUCGCAUCCUCAAUACCACAACAACAUAUCCUCUUACAACCUCCAGAUGUCCGCGACACCUACCCCGGUCACAGCGACCAGCCUUGGUGCCGGCGGUUCGGGGGAUGUGCGGCCCCAUCACCAGUCAUCGGCGCCCUACUCACAGGCUCCGCCGAGUCUGCGCCAACAGCCGAAAACCAAGCGCCAUCGUACCGUCGACAUCGUGCGUGAUGAGAAGGAUAACGAGGACCUGGAAGGUGAAGAGGAUAGCAACGCCCGUGCUAAACCACUGGGAGCUUGCGCGCGAUGCAAGACCUUGAAAGUCAAAUGCGAGCUCAAAACCGAUACAGAUCCGUGCAAGCGGUGUUUCAACGGCGGGUACGAGUGUGUCACCCCGGGACGGAAGAAACGUCGCACACCGCCCAAGCGCGAGCAUCUGCUCAACCAGAUCCGCGAACAAGCAGCUGAAAUCCAGCAGCUGAUGGCCCAAUUGGAGAAGACGAACAACGCGCCCGUCAAGCCACCGAAUACCGCCGCGACGGACACGUUCCCGCUGUCGCCAAGCUCCUCUGGCAUCCAUUCUCCGGUGCUCUCGCCGACAUCAAACGGGUCGUACUUUGACGCGGGAGUCAUCGGGCCGGCUUGUCCGGACAACGUCGAAACGAACAAGGUCGUCGAGGACUGGAUCGCAAAGGCUCGCGGUAGUCUCGCCGAGUUUGAUGGCUUCAUUGGGAUCGGCGGUGCUGGGUUGUCAAAGCGCUAUCUUGUCGAGGAAGAUCUCGAGGACUCGAGCAGCGGGGAUGACGAUCAUGCGGUCAGUGACGACGAUGAUCUUGGCGAUGGAACGACGCAUGGCGGUGCUGUCGACAUAGAAGUCAUGGAUUCAGAUGGGGAAGAGGUGCCUGUCGGUCAUAGAGGUCACCGAGGUGUCAAAGAUCGGCAGAUGUCCAACUCUUCAUCCACCACUGAUCGGAAUCCGAAAAAGAAGGACAGCGGAAAUACGAAACUGGCGACACUCCCCAGUGAAGCAAGUCCUUUCGGCCUGAUGGCUGACCUGAGUCUGAAGACUGGUCUGGCUGAGAGUCCUGAAGCCGUGGACGCGCCGGCCCUUGGCGUCGCCAACGCAGAUUUCUUCAGAUCAAGCCCUACACCGGAUCCAAUGCGGGGACGACAGCUCAACCCAGCUAUGCCCCAUAUAUUGACUCGUGGCGUGAUAACCCCCCAGGAGGCCGAGAAGUUGUUCGAUAUCUACUUCCAAUGCAUGAACAUCUCAGUGUCGCUACUCGAUCCGGUUCUCUACACGCCUCAGAAGACGUGCUUCCGGAGUCCUUUCUUGUUCACAGUCGUGUGUGCCAUCGCAUCUAGAUUCUACACCGAGCGCCCGGAGCUGUACAACCAGGCCAUGCAUUUUGCCCAGUUGGCCGCUGGGACAGCCCUGAUCGGGGGCCACCCCAAGAUGGCGAUCGACCUGAAUCUCCACCUCCCCAACACCGCCAAGCCGAUCAACGAAAGCCACGAGCGAGAGAUGCUCAAUCGAACGCGCGUUUGGCUGAACUGCUUCAAUCUCGAUCGGUCCACCGGCUCGCAGUACGGCAAGGCGCCUACAAUCAGCAACAGCGAUUACAUGGCCAACCAUUCCGAGGACUGGUGGCGCAAGUCGACGUACAACAUCCCCAAUUUCGACAUCCACAUCUGCGCUUACAAUUCCGAGCUUAAAGUAAUGGCUGGUUUCAUGAGCAAGAUCUACAGCGACCCGGAGCAUCCCACUGGUUUGAACAAGGUUGGCGAAUCACUCUCCUCGGAGGUUGCUCUGACCGCGGUGCAGAACGUAGACUUUGAAAAAGUGGCUGCCGAAACGGACGAAGAAUUGAAGCGUCUGGGAGAAAAGUGGCAGAGUGUAUUGAACGAAACCGAUGUUUGCGAUCCGCAGAACUGUUUCCGGACAGGGUUGCUCAAGCUUGCUUACGGUUAUGCUCGCCUUGUCGCCCUUUCGUUUGGGUUCCAACAUGCUUUCGGCAAGAACCACUCGGACGAGAACCCCUUCUUGAACAGGUGCCUCGCUGCUGCUACUGAUGUUGUGAUUGCCCUGGUGGACGAUGUAGGCAGACCAGAACAACGCAUCUACUUGCGCCAUGGACCGAUAGCCCAAAGUGUGUUUGCCACAUUUGCUGCUUCCAUCCUCGUCAAGUUGUUGCAGCCCAAGUUUUCAUCCUAUCUGACUGCCGAAAAGCGGCAAGAGAUGCGAGGGCUGGUGAAGAAAGUGAUCGACCUGCUGGGAUCUCCGGAUGUCUCGAUCGACGACAAACAUGGGCCUCAUCUCUACGCGCGGUUCCUCAAGGGUCUGCUCGCCGCUCCUCUGGUGAAGGACUCCCGCCCGCGCCGAAGCGUGCGGAACAGCUUGGGACUGGGCGAUUCCAUGGAGCUCGCGUCAAACCACACUUCGCCCGAGGCAAGCGACACGUUGUCCCCUGCCCCGACCACGGCGGCGCUCUCCUUUGACCGAUUUGCUCCGCCGCUCGGGGGCAGCAUCGAUCCGUUCAUGCCUUUGGUGCAGGAGCAUCACAGUGCGCUCGGGCUCGAGGCGGAUAUGUCCCCUCCGGAUUUCUUCCCUGCAUCGGCACCCUACAAUCCAUCAGGCAAUGGCACGUACGAUCCCUCAUGGCAAGGCACGUCGUUCGCUUCAGCUCUCCAGUCGAUUCUUGUUCUAACCCGUUUGUGGACAGACUUCUCCUGGCUGAACCAAGGCUGGACCAACGGGAUGUACACUAACCAGACAUUCCAUCAGUAG
Mycena citricolor is the source of this 3756-nucleotide messenger RNA. The record is from the annotation of a GenBank genome assembly. Lineage: Eukaryota; Fungi; Basidiomycota; Agaricomycetes; Agaricales; Mycenaceae.